UGACAGGUUUUCUUUCCAAACCGGAUUGAGACAAUGGAUGCUUACACAAGAAAAGCCGAUAACACUACAGUAACUACAUCAAUGGGACAUCAAUUUCUGUGAAAAAUAGAAGGUCUUUGACUGCUGCCUCAUUUAUCCAAUUCUACGGAUCCAUCGCCAACUCAAAUCCCCAAGGAAGCCGCCAUCUUUUGAGUUAAUCAACCACAAUUUGGACAAGCUUCUUGCGACUUCUAAAUAUGGAAAGUAGUAGCGGAGGCGUAAUUGUAUCAAAAGGGAUGCAGAAUCCAUUUACUUUGAAGGUGGGUAAAGUAUUCACUGGAUUUGGCGUCGGCUGUGGUGCUGGUAUCGGCGUUGGCAGACCUAUAAAUCUAGGUAAUUGCUCUUCAUCUAUGUUGCUCAAUAACACGAUGAAAUUUGGGGGAAUUUUUAAACCUACAGAGGGGGAAAACCAUGAUACUAGUGCAAUACCAGUAUUAAAUCAAGUAAUGGGUGCUGCUAGAGGAGCAACAGAUAUUUUUUCGGGUGUUGGAAGACAUGCCAACAACUCUUUGAAUAAGGUGGGAGCAAAAAACAUUAAAGUAGGCAUUGGGUGUGGAGUUGGUUUUGGCCAUGGUUUUGGAGUUGGUCUUGGUAUAAAGCCUUGGGUGUUACAGCAAAUACAAACAAGCCUUGUACAAACAGCUACAAAGUUGAUGAUGAAAUUUGGAAUGACACCCAACUUAUCAAGUGUUACUGGAGGCAUGUUUCCCCAAUCAUUACAAUUACAAAGUGGUAGUAAGACUAAGACCAUAACCACAACUAUGACACAAGAAAAUGUGUCAUCAAAACCUCCAUUGACUUCAUCAUAUGCGAAUCAUACAGAAAAGGUUAUCAACAACUUCUUGAAAAAUCCUCUUCUAGAAGGUGAAGCGAAGAAUCAGGUGGGUCCCUUGCAUUCUAAGGAGGAGGUCAUUGAAUUGGUUUUAAAACAACAACUUGCUCUUGAGAAGCUUAAAGAAGAAAAUGAGAAGCUUCGGGAAAUAUUAGUGGAAGACUUGAAAGUUUCACCUGAUAAGUUUAAAGUCAAAGUCAAUGGGUACUAUUCAGGUACAAAUACGUAUACAUGUAAUGAUUGUUUGGAGUGUCGAAGGAGACAAAGAAGGGAUAGGAGAAAGUAAGUAAAAGUUUAUGCUCAAUUGCUUAAAUCAAUGAGAAAUGCUUUUUUUUUUCUUUCACAACUAAUAAUAAAGACUAAAUUACAGUUUUGGUCCUUGUGGUUGGCACAAAUUUGUGGUUUGCAAUUUUGACACCAAUGGUCCUUAUCCCAGUUACAGUUACAGUUACCACUAACCAGCUUCUGUUAAGUUUGUAUGAAAUGACUAAAAUGUCCCUGUUUUGUUGUCUUUUUUUAUUUUAUUUUUUUCUGUAGUUUAUCAGUUUUAGUAGUUUUGGUUAGAAAAGACGAUCAUAAAAAUGACAAAAUCAAGAGAAUUUAGUCAUUUUAUACGUAUUUAAUUGACGAUAAUGGGAUAGGGACCAAAUCUGAUGAAAUUGCCAACCACCAGGACCAUUCGUGUCAACAAAUAUUUUUAUGGAUUGACCCGCUAACCUAUUUUGUCAGAUUAAAAAAAUAAAACAUUUAUUUAUUAAAUAAAGGAAUAAGAAGAGCAAGGACUCAUAUGUAAUAUAGUGUUUACUCCUUUAUUUAUUUUUUUUUUAAAAAUUAUCUUUUUAAUCUAAUACAAUAAAUGGGUUGGUGGGUCAAUCCAUGAAACUAUUCGCUGAAACAAACACGGCUGGUAUCUGACAAAAGGAAUUUGUUUGGAGAAGAAAUUGGAAUUGUAGCAAUGUCUCUUUUUCAUUAACUUUUUAUUCGUAUCUUGGAUUUGGAUGUGUUCAUUUGUGUGUUUGCAUGAAGGUUUUUUACUUUUUAUUUGGAUGUGUUCAUUUGUGUUUGCACAAAUAUUUUUAACUUUAUUUGGAUGUGUGUAUAUUUAUUUUUCUAGAAUUUGGAUGUGUUCAGCA
Lactuca sativa (garden lettuce) is the source of this 2004-nucleotide messenger RNA. Its product is annotated as dynamin. Lineage: Eukaryota; Viridiplantae; Streptophyta; Magnoliopsida; Asterales; Asteraceae. The record is from RefSeq and is a predicted model, not a curated record.